This is a messenger RNA of Schizophyllum commune H4-8, 1894 nucleotides long. RefSeq lists its product as uncharacterized. NCBI's taxonomy places the organism in Eukaryota, Fungi, Basidiomycota, Agaricomycetes, Agaricales, Schizophyllaceae. The record is from RefSeq and is a predicted model, not a curated record. The coding region runs from base 44 to 1825 and encodes 593 amino acids. The transcript has 3 exons.
GUCCCGACCGUCAUCUCCUGGUCAUCUCCGCCUGGCAUCCAUCAUGGCUCCUCAGUCAGGCUCAGACAUGAUCGAGUACAUGGACGCCACUAUCAAGGAGACGGACCCACAGAAAAAGGCCAAGCGCCUGGACAUGCUCUCGCAGCCUAAAACCUGGCGGCAGGCCUUUCGGGCGAUGGACAUGAAGUACCUCCCGGAAGUGCGCCCAGGCACGCGCUAUCAAUUCACCCCCCGCGUGGGCGAUGCUGCUGAAGCCUUGCAGGCGUUCUCUGCGACGCUCAUCCAGUAUGAGAACACCCAGGACCUCACCAUCUAUCGCGUCAUGUUCUUUGGCUUUCAUCUACUAUGGAAUACGGCAUGGGCAUGGAUUGAGUUCCUCGACCCCCUGUCUGGUACGCUUAACCAGUCUGGAAUGCAACGAUUCUUUAUCUCCGUCACCAUUCCUGCGAUACUACCGACCACCCUCUCCUUGGUUCUGCUGGAGAACGACCCGCAGACAAUAGCCAUGAUGCAGGAAGAGCCCUUGGAACGCUACCUUGCGCUAUGGUACCACAAUUACGGAGUCGACCCAUCUGACCAGGAGCUGGCGCGAAUUAUGCGCAAGCACGCCGAAUCCGUCUUCACCAGGACCAAGCUCAUGCAAGACAUGAUGAAGGAAUUCCUCGCCCCCGAUUGCCCUUAUUACGACCGGAUGGUACAGGUGUUACAUGUCCUAUGCGAUGGACGCCCGGAGAGAAUUCGGAGGCGGCUUCUCGCCAAUCUCGAGAGAGAUUUGUACUCGCCAUACCUCGUGAAGGACGAGAAACUGAUGCAGACGUACAUCCGCCCCAUUCUCCUUGUAUUCGAUGUACCGUCAUACCACUUCAAGGCUAUCUCGGGAAGAACGGUGCGAAAACUGUCCGGAACCCUUCUCCGGCUCUCGCAGAGCCCAAAAACCACGCUCCGCGCCAUCCUUGUAUGCAUUCUGGUCGCCGCACUGCAUGAAAAGCAACCCGGCGAGCGCGUCAUCGCUAUCGCUAUCGCCGGAGGACUUUUGCCAGCCCUCAGAAACAUUGUGGCACACAUGCCGCUUGUUGAUCGAGCAUGGAUCCCGGAGUGCACACAGGUAAUCGGAGGUUGCAUAGACACCAUACGCCUGUCACUACGCGUGCGUAGGGUGACUCGAAGCUUGGUGCGCGUCGAGGACGACUUGCGAUUGGCGGUCAAACUGCCUGCGAACGAUCUUGCGGAGGCAUGGACUGGGCUCCUACACGCGAAGGGCGCUCAUACGGUGGCAUGGAACUCGUACAGAAAGAGAAUUGGGCUUUCGCGAGGCUGCUUCAACCUAGAGUGCCCAUUGGAGCGUGAGGCCCAAGUGAAGACGUGCAUAUGUAAGGAGGCGUAUUACUGCUCGAAAGUGUGUCAGCAAGCGGACUGGCGUCUUAGGCAUCGUAUGACUUGCGCCGGAGAGCGCGCAGAGUGCGACUUGGUUCUUGAAGACAGGAUCUUCUUGGAAGAGCUGACGAGUAUCUGCGUUGCCGCCGAGCAAGCGACCAUCAACAAGACGCUGCAAGAUACGAAAGUCCAGGACAAGCUACUCAAUGGCUACGAUCUUGAAAUUCGCGUCCGCUUUGAUGAGAACUCGCCUGACGUAGGAAUCGUGAUGGACACCGUAGAGAGGCGGCCGGAGGUUGGAAACAAGGGGAACUUCUUCUACCCAGUGGCGGAGAUAACGUACAAAGGGCUCAUGUACAUACUGAAGCUGGACCCUCUGCCGUUGAAGCCGAUUCGUUACGACGAACCAAGGGAUGAGAGAAAGAGAACACCCUUUUCUUGGAUAAGAUGAUGCAUGUAGAGCUUAUAUCUUCCGUUUCAAUCUAGACAGCCCCUUUGCCUUGGGCUAUCCGAAUGGGUG